GAAAGGCCUUGGGAAAACAACCGGGAAGAAGUUAUGUUAUAAAGGCUCCACGUUCCAUCGUGUGGUUAAAAACUUCAUGAUUCAGGGUGGGGACUUCAGUGAAGGUAAUGGAAAAGGUGGAGAAUCAAUUUAUGGUGGAUAUUUUAAAGGUAAGGCCUGAUAUUUUAUGGUCUUUCAUUUCAGUUCUGAUAUUAAAGCAAGUUUGAUCAUAUACUUUUAAUGAGAAGAGGUUUACUUAUAGUUCACUUUUUGCAUGAAACUAAUGCUGCAUGAAAAUACUUUAUUUGCAUGAAUUUGGGGAUAAAUAUAUUGGAAUAUAUAAUUUUUAAUUGACAAGAUUAAUUAAGGCUAACUUUAUGGUUAAACAUGACUUUCAGCAUGGAGGUUAGGCAACUAUAUACAUGAAAACUCCUAUCUUCCUGCCUAAAACUGUCAACAUAUUCUUUUGUUUAUAGAGAAUGUGGUCUUUUGCAAAAUGAAAAGGUAAGAGAACAAAGCUCAGUAACACAAACUCCGAUUCUGUUCCUUUGCACCCUUCCUAAUAAAUUUAUGGACAGUCUGGGUCAGGUUGUGGCUGGCUUUCUGUAUUGCUUGAAGACUUGGAAAAUUCUCUGUAUUAUUUCAUACAUACAUCUGUAUCUUUUUUCUUUUCUCAAUGGGUUAUUGAUUUCACAUCAGGGAAAAGAAUCUAGUUGUGGGUUUUUUUCCCCCAAAACAAGCCGUUUCUUUGAAUAAAAGUUGGUAUUUCCUUCUUUUUCAAAGGUUUGUAUGUUUUCUUUUGUGUAUAAUAGAACUACGACUGUAUUUAUUCUUACAAUAGUAGCAUCUGCAUAAAUCUUAACUAUUGCACUUGCCCCAAAAAGCCUUAGAAAAGUCAGUUGAAGAGAUUUAUGAUGCGAUCUACUGUUACUAGGUUUUAACGCUGUAAUAGCUUCAGUGUUAUAAUAGUCUUUUAUAUUUCCUUUGGGGGAAAAUGGAUUACUACUCUUUUUCAGAAGCCUGUUCCCAAGGUAAUCACUUUUUAAAGUCUUCUAUGUUUCUGUUUGUUCUGAAGGAGAUAUGUUUGUAUGAAUGUUAAAAGGAAAUUUAAAUUGGUUUUCAAGGAUAUUUCUGCUGGAUUUAAAAUAACUCUAAGUGAUCUUUAUCACAGAUUUUUUUUUUCCUUUGAACUAAUAGGAAACAGCUGUUUAGCUGAUUCUAUUAUGUAGCAAUUCAAAACUAAUGUUCUAGGCCACUUUGUGGUUGUUCCUUGUGGUAGAUACUUUUGUAUCUUAAAAUUGUAUUUUGCUAUUUAAAUUUUUGUUUUCACAGGACUUUCUUCCUUAGAUAACUUUGUGAUACAAUUGAGUAUGAUCAUACUUAAUUUAGAUAUAUUCCUGUAACUUGCUAUAACAUAAUUAUUCUUGGUCUCAUAGUCUAGCUUAAUUCAGUUGAAUAAUAAAUUAACUUUAUAAAAAUUAAGCACCUAAGAAGAUUAUUAAACUUCUUCCAUGCAUAGUACAUUAGGCAAGCUAAUUGGAAAUUUGGAGGAAGUGAGCUAGAAAUUUUUCUAAAAUGUUACUAGUUUUCCCUGAAAGUUAGUAACUUAGGUAUCAUUUAGCCAAAGUAUGUUACCACUAAAAGUGACUGUUCUAAGGCCUUCUGUAUAAAUAUUAAAUGUAUGUUCUUUACCUCAAGGCUUUAAUUAGUAUCUUUUGGCCUUUUUAUGCUUCUCUUAUUUCAUUAGCUUAAAUUUUUUUUCUGAGUAUUCAGUCAAGUAUCUGUACUGACCAGAAGAGGAAUUUCAUCCUUUGCUUUCUAUUUAUUACUUGAACAUUACUUUAAAGUGACUUAUAAUUGGAGACUGACAAAUUUGUGUUUUCUUCAAACAGAUGAAAACUUUAUUCUCAAACAUGACAGAGCGUUCCUUUUGUCAAUGGCUAAUCGAGGGAAACAUACCAAUGGUUCCCAGUUUUUCAUAAAGAGUGUUACACCGUGCGCUCCAAAGUACCACAAAGCCUGCUCCACACCUGGAUGGGGUGCAUGUCGUCUUUGGACUGGUUAUUUCUGGUUUUGAAGUAAUCGAACAAAUUGAAAAUCUGAAAACUGAUGCUGCAAGCAGACCGUAUGCAGAUGUGCGAGUUAUUGACUGUGGGGUACUUGCCACAAAAUCAGUGAAAGACGUUUUUGAGAAAAAAAGGAAGAAACCAGCUCAUUCAGAAGACUUGGAUUCCUCUUCCAAUUCCUCUUCCUCUUCAGAGUCAUCUUCGGAAAGUGAAAUUGAACAUGAGAGAAGCAGAAGGAGGAAACGUAAGAGGAGGCCAAAAGCUAAACGUUCUAAAAAGAGGAGAAAGGAAGCAAGCAGUUCAGAAGAGCCAAGGAAUGAACAUGUAAUGAGCCCCAAAGGUCACUCUGAGAGGAGUGAUACCAAUGAAAAAAGGUCAGUUGAUGCCAAUGCUAAAAGGGAAAAGCCUGUGGUCCGUCCAGAAGAAAUUCCUCCAGUGCCUGAGAACCGAUUUUUACUGAGAAGAGAUAUGCCUGUUGCGACUGCGGAACCUGAACCGAAGAUUCCUGAUGUUGCACCCAUUGUAAGUGAUCAGAAACCAUCUGUAUCAAAGUCUGGACGGAAGAUUAAAGGACGGGGCACAAUUCGUUAUCACACACCUCCAAGAUCCAGAUCCUGUUCUGAGUCAGAUGAUGAUGACAGCAGUGAAACACCUCCUCACUGGAAGGAGGAGAUGCAGAGAUUGCGAGCAUACAGACCACCUAGUGGGGAAAAAUGGAGCAAAGGAGAUAAGUUAAGUGACCCCUGUUCAAGCCGAUGGGAUGAAAGAAGCUUGUCCCAGAGAUCAAGGUCAUGGUCCUAUAAUGGAUAUUAUUCAGACCUUAGUACAGCAAGACACUCUGAUGGCCACCAUAGGAAACGCAGAAAAGAGAAAAAAGUUAAGCAUAAAAAGAAAGGGAAAAAGCAAAAACAUUGCAGAAGACACAAACAAACUAGGAAGAGAAGGAUUCUUAUGCCGUCUGACAUAGAAUCCUCAAAAUCUUCCACUCGGAGAAUGAAAUCCUCUUGUGAUAGAGAAAGGAGUUCUCGUUCUUCCUCAAUAUCGUCUCAUCACUCAUCAAAGAGAGACUGGUCUAAAUCUGAUAAGGAUGUUCAGAGCUCUUUAACCCAUUCCAGCAGAGACUCAUACAGAUCGAAAUCUCACUCACGGUCGUAUUCUAGAGGAAGCUCAAGAUCAAAGACGGCAUCAAAGUCCUCACAUUCUCGAAGUAGAUCGAAGUCCAGAUCUAGUUCCAAGUCUGAGCACCAAAAGAGAGCAUCAAAAUCACCAAGAAGAACAGCUUCUCAGUUAAGCGAAAAUAAACCAAUUAAAACAGAACCUUUAAGAGCAACCAUGGCCCAAAAUGAGAAUGUAGUAGUACAACCCGUUGUAGCAGAAAAUAUUCCUGUAAUACCACUGAGUGACAGUCCCCCCCCUUCAAGAUGGAAGCCUGGACAGAAACCUUGGAAGCCCUCUUAUGAGCGAAUUCAGGAAAUGAAAGCUAAAACAACCCACUUGCUGCCCAUCCAAAGCACUUACAGUUUAGCAAAUAUUAAAGAGACUGGUAGCUCAUCAUCCUACCGUAAAAGAGAAAAGAAUUCAGAAAGUGAUCAGAGCACUUAUUCAAAAUACAGUGAUAGAAGUUCAGAAAGCUCACCAAGGUCAAGGAGCAGAUCUUCUAGGAGUAGAUCUUAUUCCAGAUCAUAUACAAGAUCACGUAGUCUAGCUAGUUCACAUUUAAGGUCUAGGUCUCCAUCAUCUAGAUCUCAUUCCCGAAAUAAAUACAGUGAUCAUUCACAGUGUAGUAGAUCAUCUUCAUAUACUUCAGUUAGCAGUGAUGAUGGAAGACGAGCUAAGAGGAAACUUAGAUCCAGUAGGAAAAAAAACAGCGUUUCCCAUAAAAGGCACAGCAGCAGCUCUGAAAAGACAGUUCACAGUAAAUACGUGAAAGGUGGAGACAGGUCUUCAUGUCAGAGAAGGUAUAGCGAGAGCAGAUCAUCUUUGGAUUAUUCUUCAGACAGUGAGCAGUCAAGUGUUCGGGCUACACAGCCAGCCCAGGAAAGAGAGAAGCAGGGCCAAAUGGGAAGAACACAUAUUAAACAAGAAAAAAACAGAGGUGAAGAGAAAUCCAGGCCUGAACGGGAAUGCCCUCAUUCAAAGAAAAGAACUUUGAAAGAGACUCUUUCUGAUCGCUUUAGAAAUGGCAGUAAGCCCAGAAAGAAGAAUUAUGCUGGGAGUAAAUGGGACUCUGAGUCAAAUUCAGAACGAGAUGUAGCUAAAAACAGUAGAAAUGACUCGCAGCUAUCGUCUGACAAGGAGGAAGGUGAGGCCACAUCCGAUUCCGAAUCAGAGGGCAGUGAAAUUCACAUCAAAGUCAAACCCACAACAAAGGCGUCCGCACAUUCUUCACUGCCUGGUGACAAGGGCGCUUGGAAAUCAAGCAAACGGCGCACAUCAACCUCCAAUUCCGAGGGCUCUUGUUCCAAUUCUGAAAACAAUAGAGGAAAGCCACAGAAGCACAAACAUGGGUCAAAGGAAAAUCUUAAAAGAGAACACACCAAAAAAGUGAAAGAGAAAUUGAAAGGGAAGAAAGACAAGAAGCACAAGGCUCCAAAGCGAAAGCAAGCGUUUCACUGGCAGCCUCCACUAGAAUUUGGUGAAGAGGAGGAGGAGGAGAUUGAUGACAAGCAGGUUGCUCAGGAGUCAGAAGAGAAAAAGGUUUCUGAAAACAGUGAAACCGUGAAAGAUAAUAUUCCAGAAACAGAGAAAUCAUGUGAAGAGGGCAGCCUUUCAGGUAAACAUGAUACAGUGACUGUUUCAUCAGGUUUUGAUCAGUUUACUAAAGAUGAUAAUAAACUCAGCCUUUCUCCCACAGCUUUAAAUACUGAGGAAAAUGUGGCCUGUUCGCAAAGCAUUCGGCAUGUUGAAGAACGUGUUCCCAGUGGAGGGGAAGAUGUGCUUCAAACAGAUGACAACAUGGAGAUCUGUACCCCUGACAGGAGUUCCCCAGCAAAGGUAGAGGAGGCUUCCCCUCUGGGAAAUGCACACCUUGCUACCCCAGAUACAAACGUCGUUCUGAAGCAGGAUAUGGCAGCAGAACAUUCUGAAGCAGUGGUAGUAAAACAGGAACAGGAAAGCAGCAUGUCUGAAAGUAAAGCGUUGGGUGAAGUGGGGAAACAGGACAGUGGCUCUGCUAGCUUGGCUAGUGCUGGAGAAAGUUCUGGGAAGAAGGAGGUGGCUGACAAGAGCCAGGUCAACCUCAUUGAUAAGAAAUGGAAGCCCCUGCAAGGUGUGGGGAACCUGGCAGCACCCACGGCUGCCACAUCUGGUGCUGUGGGAGUUAAGGCGUUGACCACUGUGGCCGAAGUGAAACCACAAGGCUUGAGAAUAGAAAUUAAAAGCAAAAAUAAAGUCCGGCCUGGGUCUCUCUUUGAUGAAGUAAGAAAGACCGCGCGCUUAAACCGUAGACCAAGAAAUCAGGAAAGCUCAAGUGAUGAGCAGACGCCUAGUCGGGACGGUGAGAGCCAGUCCAGGAGUCCGAGUAGAUCUCGAAGCAAAUCCGAAACCAAAUCAAGGCACAGAGCAAGGUCUGCCUCCUAUAGUCACUCAAGAAGUCGGUCGAGAAGUUCCACGUCUUCUUAUCGAUCAAGAAGCUACUCUAGAAGUCGGAGCAGAGGCUGGUACAGCAGAGGCCGGACCAGAAGCCGGAGCAGUUCCUACCGCAGUUACAAAAGUCACAGGACGUCCAGCAGGAGCAGAUCCAGGAGCAGCUCAUAUGAUCCCCACAGUCGGUCCAGCAGGUCCUACACCUACGACAGUUACGAUAGCAGGAGUCGGAGUCGAAGUAGAAGCCAGAGAAGCGACAGUUACCGCCGAGGCAGAAGUUACAAUCGGCGGUCCAGGAGUUGUAGAUCUGACGGCUCUGACAGUGAAACUGACCGAAGUUACUCCCAUCACCGGAGCCCCAGUGAAAGCAGCAGAUACAGUUGAAAGGUCCUUGUUUUGGAUACAGGUUAUAGCUUAUUUGUAAAUAUCUGGCAACUUAAAAGCUUAAGAAACUUAAAAACAGUCUGUUGUUCUAUUUCAAUAUCAGAGAUGAAUUUCAAAAGUAGACACUUCUUAACUGUUACUCGUUCAUUUACAUGUGUGCAGAAGAAUUUAAAAUACAGACAGGUCUCCUAAAAAUAUUUUUAUGCCACAUUUUACAGUAGCCAGCUAUGGAAAUGAACUUCAUUUUCUUGAAUCAAGAAAUCGUGAAAUUUAUCUAAGUAUAAUUUACAAUAUUAUUUUAAGACUAUUUCUAUCUCACGUAUUCCUCAGAAUACAGAUCCUUUUUGCCUGUUUUUCCGGUUUUAGCAUAUAUGCUGCCAAGCAUAGAACUGUGAAGGGGAACUGUUAAAGGCGGCCAAAUAUUUAUAUACUGAUUACGUCGAGUCUUGUACGUAUGUGCUCUAAAAACAAACCACCCAGAAUUGAUACUGUGGGUAGCCAGGAGGAGAAGGCAGUGGCUCUGGGGUUCUUAAUUCAUUCCUAACUUCUUUGAUAUUUCGCAGGAUGAGGAAAGUGGUCAUCAUACAUCCCACACAGCCUGUAUUACUUCAGGCUUGUGGGCAAGGUUAAGAAGAAUCAAUCAGCCUUAACUGUAAAUAGCUGCACUGUCUCUAAGGACUUACUGUUCUGCGUUCUUUUUAAUCAAUACUGAUCAGAAGUCUAGGUUAUAAAAACAAUUCUAUUCCACUUCAUGCUUUGGUGCUUGGUAACUUUUGGUGCCUCUUUAAGCAUCACUCUUAUAUUAGAACAGCAUAAAAGAUAAAAAUGAAAUUCAAAAAAAAAUCACUGGCACCAAAAAUGGUUUAUUCUGAGCUGUCUUCACUUUGACUAUUUGGGGGGCUUCUCUCAAGUACAGAUGGGGGUUGGGGUCCCCUAGAGCAGACAGGAUUGGCAAAAGGAGAUGUUGGCCACUCAGGUGUACUGCGUGUGUGUGCCUCUGGAAGAGUGAAGAACGGACUUCAAAAGUAACACCAAAAUCUGCCCGCCACCAUCCGGGAGACCUUUGCAGGGCUUUCAGGUCCUGCACCUACAGGACAUUACGACAGCCGCUGACCUGUCAUAACCAGCUGUUUUUCCUGUUUCCACUGUGACCUGCAGCUGACUCCACGAAGCCUUGCCUAACCCGACCCAGGUGCAAGAGAGGGGAAGGGAGAUAGAGGGGAUGGCAUCAAUUACGUAUUUUCAUGGCUUUGGGUGGUUCCUCCAAAAAUAAUUUGACCUGUAAAAACUAGUCUGUGGGUUUUUUUUUAAACUUUACUUUGAAUUUGUUCCCCAAGUGUACUUAAUCCCCUUAGUGCCAGUUUAAUCCACUUAUGCAGAAGAAAUUCAUAUUGGAUGCCUGAUGUAGAAACUGGCGCCGCCCCACCACAGGCCUUGUCUGCUGUGCUUGGGAAGUGGGAAAGAGCCCUCAGGUGGAGGGAGCUGACAACUCUUGGUGGAGGAAGGGUGCCCUGGAUGUAUUAAAAUUAUCACCCAAAGAAGUUGUGAAAACAGGGUCAGGUGGUCAGUUGUUUGCCAGGUCAGUAGACAGAAGUGCGUAAGAAAACAGGACUGAGGCCAAACAAACAGUUCUAGAUACUGAAUACAGAACAGUGUGAUUUAUAUGAAAGGUUGCCUGCAAAGGACUGUAUUACUGCUACUCAGCAGGAAGAAAUGCAUUCAGAGCCCAAGCAGAAACUGCCAGAUCUAAUUAGGCUUGUCUGUUGCUGCGUGACACAUCACCCCAAAUUUAGCAGUUUAAAGCACCACCCAUUCAGCAGUUCUGUAGCUUGUGGGUCUGGCGCAGUGUGGCUGAUUCUCUGCUCAGGGUCUCGGGGGGCUGAAGUCUCGGGUUGGCAGGACAGUGUUCCUUCAUGGCAGCUCUGGGGAAGAGUCUGCUUCCAGGCCCAUUUAGGUUGUUGGCAGAAUCCAGUUCCUGGCUGGCUCAGCCGGGGCCCCGCUCACCUCCUCAAGGCUGCCUGCAUUCCUCCUCGUGUGGUCCCUCCAGCUUCCAACCAGCCUUCGUGUCCUGCUUGUUUCUCGUGCUUCCUAUCUCUCUCCCACCCUCUGUUUGAGGGGCAUGUGAUUAGCUCAAGCCCACAGAUACGUUUUAAGGUGGAUUGUGCAUAGAACAUAAUUGCACAUAGGACUGCUAUCUCAUUGUGUUCACGGGUUCCAGAGAUUAGCUCACUGAAACGGGGAGGGGCACUUUCCAAUUCUGCCUGCCACAGGCAGUAACUGCCCGUCUCAGUGGUGGGUGGAAUUUUAUCCAGAAAAGAUAGUCCCUAGAAGCCUCAUUUCUUUUCUCCAUGGAAAAGGACAGCGCUCUGCUGCCGCAUUCAACUUGUAUGUUUACUGACAGAGUGAACUACAAAAAUAGCUCUUCUUCUGAAAGGGGGUUGUUGUAUAUUUUGAGGUUAUUUUUUAAUAAAAUUGAAUUAUGUUGUGUAUUGUGCUUCUUAGGAAAUGCAUUAUUGGACUGUUUUUGUACCAUCCUGUUUAUUGCUGGAAUUGCUCAGAAACUCUAUAAAACACUUUUGUACAUGUUAGCAAUGUCUAAUUUGUAUACACUUCAGUUAAACUUCCCUAAAACUGGAGAAGGGGACCUUGUAGAAAUUAAAACAUAUACUUAGUCUAA
This is a messenger RNA of Callithrix jacchus (white-tufted-ear marmoset), 8691 nucleotides long. The record is from RefSeq and is a predicted model, not a curated record. Lineage: Eukaryota; Metazoa; Chordata; Mammalia; Primates; Cebidae.